AUGCCUACUCCUCGCCAAGUCUACGUUGCCGUCAUUGGUGUCGGCGGUGUCGGAAAAUGCUUCCUUGACCAAUUCCAGGCCCUUCGAACCCGCAUGUCACAAGCCACAUCUCCCACCUACCUCGAUCUCAUCUUCGUCUCGCGCUCGUCAAAAGUCCUCUUCAGCGAGAGCUUCCGCCCUUUGAACCUUGACACCGUCGAGUCCGAUCUUGCCUCAUCCAAGCAACCCAUCCUCGAAGCCUCCGCUCUUGUCGAGUACCUCGCGACCGCCCCCGAACAGGUCAUCCUCGUCGACAACACUAGCUCGCUCGACAUCGCACGACAAUAUCCUGCCUUCUUGCGCAAGGGUAUCAGCGUCGUCACUCCCAACAAGAAGGGCUUCUCCGAUAACUAUGAGCUCUGGAAGGACAUCUUCGCCGCUGCCUCUAACGGUACUGGCAAUGGUGGUUACGUCUUCCACGAGAGUACCGUUGGUGCCGGUCUACCCGUCCUCUCUACCCUGAAAGAGCUUGUCGAAACUGGCGAUGAGGUUACAAAGAUCGAGGGUGUCUUCUCCGGUACCAUGAGUUUCUUGUUCAACAGCUUUAUGCCUGUUGGUGGCGGUGGUGGCUCCUUUGCUGCAGAGGUCAAGAAGGCCAAGGAUCUCGGUUAUACCGAGCCCGACCCAAGAGACGACUUGAACGGUCUAGAUGUCGCUCGCAAGCUGACCAUUCUCGCCCGUCUCGUCGGCUUGAAGGUCCAGAACCCCACAAGUUUCCCUGUCCAGAGCUUGAUCCCCAAAGAGCUGGAGUCGUGCACCAGCGGCGACGACUUCAUGUCUCGCCUGCCCGAGUUCGAUGACCAGAUGGAGAAGCUGAAGCGAGAAGCCGCUCAAGAGGGCAAGGUCGUCCGUUUCGUCGGCAGCAUCGACGUCGUUAGCCAAAGCGUCAAGGUCGGGCUUGAAAAGUUUGACGCCAGCCACCCUAUUGCUGCCCUCAAGGGAAGCGACAACAUCAUCAACUUCUACACCAAGAGAUAUGGUUCCAACCCUCUUAUCAUCCAAGGCGCUGGCGCUGGUGGUGAGGUUACUGCUAUGGGUGUUACUGGUGAUCUUCUCAAGGUCCUCCGUCUACUCAACUGA
Messenger RNA from Aureobasidium pullulans EXF-150, 1119 nucleotides. RefSeq lists its product as uncharacterized. NCBI's taxonomy places the organism in Eukaryota, Fungi, Ascomycota, Dothideomycetes, Dothideales, Saccotheciaceae. The coding region runs from base 1 to 1119 and encodes 372 amino acids. The record is from RefSeq and is a predicted model, not a curated record. Gene Ontology annotation, biological process: L-homoserine biosynthetic process; aspartate family amino acid biosynthetic process. Gene Ontology annotation, molecular function: homoserine dehydrogenase activity; aspartate kinase activity; NADP binding. The transcript is spliced from 2 exons.